Molecule: messenger RNA, 1227 nt
Organism: Durio zibethinus
Lineage: Eukaryota; Viridiplantae; Streptophyta; Magnoliopsida; Malvales; Malvaceae
Product: Ribosomal protein L25/Gln-tRNA synthetase, anti-codon-binding domain-containing protein
Biological process (GO): translation
Cellular component (GO): ribosome; cytosolic large ribosomal subunit
Molecular function (GO): structural constituent of ribosome; 5S rRNA binding
Source: RefSeq, a predicted model, not a curated record
UCGAGUCUGAGAGCGUCAGUCAGCAACCCAAACUCCAGUAAAUCCCAUCACCAUUUCCAUUCUGCAUUGGAAACGAUCCCUAAUGUCCAGGUUGUGGCGCGGCCUGAAAGCGGUGGUCCAAACCCAGACCGCUUCACCUGCAAACUCCCACCAUUACCACACCAUCCAAGCCAUCCCUCGAGAAUGCACCGGAAGCCGUGUCUCGAGCCGUGACAGAGCCCAAGGUAGAAUCCCGGCUGUGGUUUUCUCUCAAGGGUUGCUCGAAAAAGACCCUAGCAACCGUUCUCCAUCGAGGAAACAGCUUUUGACUACCGAAAGAAAGCAGGUUCAAUCCAUCCUCAAGUCCGUUCAACUCCCUUUCUUUUGUUCCACUAUGUUUCAGCUUCAUAUCAGGGCCGGUUCCGGGUCUUCGGUCUUACUUGAAUCCGGAAGAGUUUUACCCAUCAAGAUUCAUAGGGAUGAGGACAGUGGGAAGAUAUUGAAUUUGGUGUUUGUUUGGGCUGAUGAAGGGACUGAAUUGAAGGUUGAUGUGCCCGUUGUUUUCAAAGGAGAAGAGGAUUGCCCUGGUAUUAAGAAAGGUGGCUACUUUAACAGUAUAAGAACUAGUCUAAAGUUUCUAGGGCCAGCAGAACACAUUCCUCAAAAAAUUGAGGUGGACGUGAGCAAAUUAGAUAUUGAUGAUAGGGUGUUCAUGCAUGAUGUUGAGGUUCAUCCUUCCUUGAAGCUUCUAAGCAAGAAUGAAAGCAUGCCUAUGUGUAAGAUUGUGCCAACAUAUUUUGAAAAUCCAGAGCCCAUGAAGGUAUAGCUAUAGAAGCAUGAAGUUGACUUUCAAAAUCAGUGAUGCGUGCUCAUAUGAUAAAAGUAUUUCAAGAAUAAGUCUGAUAUUUGUUGAUGUGGUGCUUUGAGAUUUCCCAAGAGAUGAGGAAUCUAACAUUUAAGAGUGUAAUCAGACAGUGCUGGUGUUUUGUGGUAGUCGUUAAUGGAAUCACUAUCAUGUUGUAUCGGUGUUUUUAGUUUGUUUCAAACCUUGUUUCAAAGUAACAUUAAGAGGAGGUGGUUCCUGUGAAAUGGUUACGCAAUUGAUUGUAGGAUAUGCAGAAUUUAUGUAGUUAACUACACAUUUCUUUAUGAUUCUUUGAAUGUCAAUGAUUUAUCUAUAGGGAACGAGGUUCGAAACCAACCAAAUAGGAUGUCCACUUGAUAUAAUUUCAUUCCCAAGGGUUUCCU